This is a messenger RNA of Paramecium sonneborni, 1979 nucleotides long. The record is from the annotation of a GenBank genome assembly. Lineage: Eukaryota; Ciliophora; Oligohymenophorea; Peniculida; Parameciidae.
GUUUUAGAAUGGCAGAAUCCAGAGCUUAAUUUGAGAGUGAACUAAAGAAAAAACUGAGUCUUAAAUCCCCCCAUGAAGAACAAACACUAUUAAAAUCAUUUUAAUAUUAUGACUUGAAAUAAUCAAAUAUUGUUAAUUAAUAACAAUUUGAAGCCGUAUUAGAAAAGGUUGGUAUCACACUUCCAAAAGAUGUAUAUCAUUUUAAUAUUCAAUAGUAAAUUGCUUCUUUAUUCAAAUAUUAUCAGUAAAAUGGUUAAUUGAAUUACAAGAAUUUUAUAUCAAGAGUUUAUUAAUCACCAGAAUCAGCUGUAUUUUACUUUUAAAAAAAAAUGUGGGAAAAUGGGUUAGACAUGUUUUUUGAUUGGCUUGAUCAAUUGCAUUCUAAAGAGUAUAAUUAUGCACAAUUUAAAUACUUAUUUUAUUAAUAUCCUGAAGAAAAAAUUAGAGGUUUAUUUUAAUAUUUCAAUUAAAAUAAUCUUGUUAAAAUUGAAGAGGUAGUAGAAGCAUUUAGAGGAGUUGUUAAACCAAGUGGUUUUAAAGUUGACUCUUUUAAUAUGGAUUAAAUAAUUGAAAUGUUUAAAGGUGAUAAGACAAAAAUUAGAAAAUAUUUAUAAAGUUAUAUGAAAUUCAAGAAUAUAAAAUUGUUAUCCUAAAAUUAAUUUGAUGAAUUUAAUCACAUUCUAGAACUAGGAAAUAUCAAAGCUUAAUGGUUAGGAGAAAGAAGCACUAUUUAUACUCCAAUAAGAAAAUUAGAUUUUAAUGAAGUAGAUUUGACUGAAUUAAGAAAAGCACUUGUUAAAAAAGGUCCAAAAGCUCUUAUUAAUUUAAAAAAACUGUUGAUUUAAGCAGAUGAUGAUCAAGAUGGUUAUUUGACUGAAAAAUAAGUUUAAAAAGUUUUGAGAGAUUACAGAUUUCCAUAAUAAAUAGGAGGAGUAAAUAUUCAAGAUUUCUUUAUUGAAUUGCUAGGACCUUUUGACUAAACAAAUCUUGUUAAAUAAAUAUUUGAAUAAAUGGACAUUGAUAUGGAUGGUAUUAUUCCAUAUUAAUUAUUAAAAUAAUGUUAUCAAGCUAGAAAUCAUCCUGAUGUUAAAAAACAAUUAAAAAGUGAAACUGAAUAACUUGCUGAAUUUUUGGAUUCUUAUGAUGCUCAUCAUAAAAUGGGAAGUAAAAGUGUUACAUUCUCAGAAUUCUAUGAAUAUUGUCAUAUUCUUUACGCUUGUUAAUCUGAAUAAUUUGAAAACAAUUUGAUCAAUGUUUUUACUUAUGUGAGACCACCUUAAUAAUAAAUUACUAGUGUAGCUUAAUAUGCACCAUUUGGUACAAGUGCUGAAAAAACUGAUUACAGCACUGCAUUAAGACCAUUAAGUAGUUAAUAAAAUUAAAAAUAAUAAAAUAUUAUUCCUGCUGGAUUAACUUAUGCCCAAUAAUAAUUAUAAAAAAUUGAUAAUGUAAUAGAGAAAUUAAAAUUAAAAGGAUAUAGAGGAAUUAUAUAUAUGUUAAGAAAUGUUACUAGAUAUGAUGCAUAAGGGAUAUAUAAUGCUUUCAAUUCAAUAAGAAUUUAAGUCAAUCAGUAAUAUAUUCGAUAACUUUUAAAUCAAAGUAUCUUAUAUCACAAUAAUUUUAUAGAAAAUGAAAUUUCCAUGAAAAUCUUCCUAGAAAAGAUUUUAGGGGAAUUCUAAAAUUGGAGAUUAAAUCUAGUACAAAUGGCUUACAGAAAAUUACAAUCAACUAAUUUUGAAGAAAUGAAAAGUAUUAAAUGUUAUAUAUCUUUAGAAAAUUUUCUCGCUAGACCUAGACAAAGAAUGUCUGAUGAUGAAGUUUUGAUAGAUUUCUUAGAUACUUUUAAUAGUCAUCAUUAAUUGUUUAAUUCAAACAAUGUAACAUAAGAAGAAUUUGAACAAUAUUAUCAUAUAAUGAGUUUUUGUGUAACUGAUGAUAGAGAAUUUGAAGUUGCUGUAAAAAGUGGUUGGAUGAUUUGA